Ceratina calcarata is the source of this 523-nucleotide messenger RNA. RefSeq names its product putative ATP-dependent RNA helicase DDX52. Gene Ontology annotation, cellular component: cytosol. The transcript is spliced from 4 exons. Gene Ontology annotation, molecular function: RNA helicase activity. Lineage: Eukaryota; Metazoa; Arthropoda; Insecta; Hymenoptera; Apidae. The annotation marks the transcript as partial. The record is from RefSeq and is a predicted model, not a curated record.
AAUUCUGUUCUGUAGCGUUGAGUGGCUAAUCGUGGACGAAGCAGAUAAACUCUUUGAAGAUGGAACAAGAUCUUUCAAAGAUCAACUGGAAGCAAUUUCCAAAGCAUGUACAAAUGAGAAUCUAAAGACGGCGAUGUUUAGUGCAACUAGUACCACCGUUGUCACUAAAUGGUGCCGACGUAAUUUGAAAAGACUUGUAACAAUUACCGUCGGGCACAGAAAUGCUGCAACUGAUUUAGUAGAACAGGAACUUUUGUUCGUUGGUGCAGAGAGAGGCAAACUCGUAGCACUUAGAAAUAUAAUCCAAAAGGGAAUACUGCCACCGGUAUUGGUAUUUGUACAGAGCAAAGAAAGAGCGCAAGAAUUAUUUAACGAGCUCAUAUACGAUGGCAUUAAUGUCGACGUCAUUCACGCUGAUAGGACACAAACGCAGCGAGAUAACGUUGUCCGCUGCUUUAGAGAAGGGAAGAUAUGGGUUUUGAUAUGUACAGAAUUAAUGGCGAGAGGUAUCGAUUUCAAGGGU